UUAGAAUUCAGUUCUCAUGUGUCUCAGUGUAGAUGUUUUUUUCCUGGUGAUUAUCGGAUUCGUUGAUGCAGAUUUUUUUAAUGUCUGGACGAUGGCGAACGGACCUACAGUAAAAGCCCGAGUGCUUCUUCAGCAGUGUUUAUAUGCAAAACUUCAAGUGAAACCUGCAGAUGAGGAAUCUGAGGUGGAAUGGGCUGAGAUUAAUCGUGGAAUGGUCAUCUAUAUUUGCUUCUUCAAAGGUGCAGCUGAAGAUAUGAUCCCCAAAAUGGUGAACACCCUCCUGAACGUAAAGCUGUGCGAGACUGAAUCUGGGAAAUACACCUCUGUUGUUGAUUUGCCUGGCAGCAUCCUUAUUGUACCUCAAGCAACAUUGGGAGGCAAAGCGAAGGGAAAGAGCAUGCAGUACCACAACAACAUCGGUAAAGAGGAUGGCCAGAAGCUCUAUGCCAGUUUUGUCAGUCACUGUGAAAAGGAGCUGAGCUCAGCCUCCAAGUGUGCAGAAGCCGGUGCAGAAGUCAAACACGGGACGUAUGGCAACAGACAAGUCCUGAAACUGGAUACAAAUGGACCGUAUACUCAUUUAAUGGAGUUUUAAAAACUGUAUUCUAAAUUGUAAAAGUGGGGGAAAUUUUGUCAUUAAUAAAUCUAGAAAUUGUUUAUCUUUCGCUACA
Molecule: messenger RNA, 671 nt
Organism: Tachysurus fulvidraco (yellow catfish)
Lineage: Eukaryota; Metazoa; Chordata; Actinopteri; Siluriformes; Bagridae
Product: D-aminoacyl-tRNA deacylase 2-like
Exons: 3
Coding region: 17-595 (192 amino acids)
Biological process (GO): tRNA metabolic process
Cellular component (GO): cytoplasm
Molecular function (GO): D-tyrosyl-tRNA(Tyr) deacylase activity
Source: RefSeq, a predicted model, not a curated record